CUCUCUCUCUUCCUUCCCUCCAACUCUCCUUCCAAACCCUCACCACAUACCAAAUUACACCUGCAAAAACCUCCACUCCCCUACCUCUACUCGGCGCUGCUCGAUAAUGGGGAAGGACGAGGACGAAAUGCGUGGGGAAAUCGAGGAGCGCCUUGUCAACGAGGAGUAUAAGAUUUGGAAGAAGAACACCCCCUUUCUGUACGAUCUGGUAAUCACUCACGCCCUCGAGUGGCCCUCCCUCACCGUCGAGUGGCUGCCGGACCGCCAGGAGCCUCCGGGUAAGGAUUACUCCGUGCAGAAGAUGAUCCUCGGCACCCACACCUCCGAGAAUGAGCCCAAUUAUUUGAUGGUGGCUCAGGCUCAGCUUCCCCUAGAGGAUGCUGAGAAUGAUGCUCGCCAGUACGAAGAUGAGCGCUCUGAAUUCGGCGGUUUCGGCUGCGCUAAUGGCAAGGUGCAAAUCAUUCAGCAAAUUAACCAUGAUGGGGAAGUGAAUCGUGCUCGCUAUAUGCCUCAAAACCCGUUUAUUAUUGCCACUAAGACUGUUAGUGCAGAAGUUUAUGUCUUUGAUUAUAGCAAGCAUCCAUCUAAGCCUCCCUUGGAUGGUGCGUGCAACCCUGAUCUGAGGCUUAGGGGCCAUAGUACCGAGGGAUAUGGGUUAUCAUGGAGCCAGUUCAAGCAGGGUCAUUUGUUGAGUGGUUCAGAUGAUGCCCAAAUAUGUUUAUGGGACAUAAAUGUGACUCCAAAGAAUAAGGCUUUAGACGCCAUGCAAAUUUUCAAGAUUCAUGAAGGUGUGGUUGAAGAUGUAGCGUGGCAUCUUAGGCAUGAAUACUUGUUUGGGUCUGUUGGAGACGAUCAGUAUUUGCAUAUAUGGGAUCUUCGUAAUCCAUCAAUGAGCAAGCCAGUACAAUCUGUAGUUGCUCAUCAGAGUGAGGUAAAUUGCUUAGCCUUCAAUCCGUUUAACGAGUGGGUUUUAGCAACCGGAUCUACUGACAAGACUGUUAAAUUAUUUGAUAUGCGAAAGCUUUCGACUGCCCUCCACACCUUUGAUUGCCACAAGGAGGAGGUUUUCCAGGUUGGAUGGAACCCAAAAAACGAGACUAUCUUAGCUUCUUGUUGUCUUGGUAGGAGAUUAAUGAUCUGGGAUCUUAGCAGGAUUGACGAAGAACAAACACCAGAGGAUGCGGAGGAUGGGCCACCAGAGUUGUUAUUCAUCCACGGUGGUCAUACAAGCAAGAUUUCAGACUUUUCAUGGAACCCAUGUGAGGAUUGGGUUGUUGCUAGUGUGGCCGAAGAUAAUAUACUGCAAAUUUGGCAGAUGGCAGAAAACAUCUAUCACGACGAAGAUGAUCUGCCAGGGGAUGAUUCUACCAAAGCUUCCUAGUUCACAACUGACCAAAAUAUCCAUGCCAUGUACUAUGUUGUGGUAAUUAACUCUUCUACUUCUUCUUUCCUGAUGUAUCAUUAACUUCAAGUAUUUAUAUUACUUUCAGUGUCAAACUCAUUUUUUUUAUAA
Messenger RNA from Salvia hispanica, 1513 nucleotides. RefSeq names its product histone-binding protein MSI1. Gene Ontology annotation, molecular function: protein binding. NCBI's taxonomy places the organism in Eukaryota, Viridiplantae, Streptophyta, Magnoliopsida, Lamiales, Lamiaceae. The record is from RefSeq and is a predicted model, not a curated record.